UAUCAAACCUGAUUAAACCUUCAGAUCAGAUGCAGUAGUUCACGAGAAAAGAGUGUUUAGAGGAGAUACCAAAGAAAAUUGACAGGAAGAGAUACAAAACCCAGUGAUUAGAAUAUGAACAUCAUUAUGCUUCUCUCUGGAUUAAAUAUAAAAUAGUAAUGUGCACGAUCUCACAAAUACACGCACGCACACCUCAUGUUGACGAUGUAAAUGUACAAUUUCCUACCUGUGGAGACGAAAAGUGCCACAAACUGAAAACCUGUGGAGAAUUUUCAACUUUUCAGUUGCCUCUCAGAUCUCUAACGAACCGGACUUGAAAUCUCAAAUUGAGAAGUGCUUUUUUUUAUAUUAAUCGUACCCUGUACUGAGACUUCUUCCUUGUGCUAUCCGGUGAGAUAAUUAAAUUAACUUUCGUUCCAUCGCCAAAAACUUCCUGCAGUUCUUGAUGUAGCCAACGGAAAAUUUAAUUUUUUUACAAAUUACAACUGAACUGGUAAAUGCUGUGACGGAUUAUACCCAAGUUUAGAGACUUAUCUUGCACUUUUGGGUGAUCGCAAGUGAUCUGAAAAAAAAUCUCGCGAAAUUUCUAGAUGUAAAUGCUCAAUCUGUGGUGUUUAAUUAGGUCAUUCAACGAUCUUCUGGCGCUUUUUAUCAUCGAUCAACGGCGAUCCUCGAAUUUUGGGCUGAGAAACUGACUUUGUCUCUGGACAUCAUAGAUACGACGACGAGACACCACCGACGGAAAAAUGACUUUCGGCGGAGCCUACGACGUGGACAAAGACAGUCCUGUAAAGCCUCCACCGUCCCGUGGCGAAGACACAAUAUCCAUGAGAGAGAAGGUCAAGCUAUCCAGGAGUGAAAAAUGGCGAAUUCUCAAGAACAUCACAACAAUCUCAUUUGCCUUCAUGGUACAAUUCACGGCAUUCCAGGGUACGGCUAAUCUCCAGUCGUCUAUCAAUGCCAAAGAUGGCCUAGGUACAGUUUCCCUCAGCGCCAUUUACGCCGCCAUUGUGGUAUCCUGCAUCUUCAUUCCCACCCUCGUGAUUCGCCGGCUCACAGUUAAGUGGACCCUGUGCCUGAGCAUGCUCUGCUAUGCUCCUUACAUUGGUUCCCAGUUCUUCCCGCGCUUCUACACUCUCGUUCCUGCGGGUAUCCUACUGGGUCUAGGCGCUGCUCCUAUGUGGGCCUCCAAAGCCACCUAUCUCACCCAAGUGGGCCAGGUCUAUGCCAAGAUCACAGAUCAGUCUGUCGAGGCCAUCAUCGUGCGCUUCUUCGGCUUCUUCUUCCUGGCCUGGCAGACGGCUGAACUUUGGGGAAAUCUCAUCUCCAGCCUGGUGCUGUCAAGUGGCGCCCACGGCGGCGGUGGCGGCGACAUCAAUCACACCUACAGUGAGGCUAGUCUGGAAACAUGCGGCGCAAACUUCUGCGUCGUCGCUUCGGCUGAAAAUACCAAUCUCGAGCGCCCACCAGAGUCAGAGAUCUUCGAGAUCUCUGCCAUCUACUUGAGCUGUAUCUUUGCAGCUGUGAUCAUCAUUGCCCUGUUCCUCGAUCCUCUGUCGAGGUACGGUGAGAAACGACGUGGCUCCAUCUCAGCCCAAUCGAUCUCUGGCAUUGAGCUCCUGGCCGCCACGGCCAAUCAGCUCAAAAAGCCCAAUCAACAACUUCUCAUCCCCAUUACAGUCUUCAUUGGCAUGGAACAAGCCUUCAUUGGAGCUGAUUUUACUCAGGCUUAUGUAUCCUGUGCAAUUGGUAUCCACAAAAUUGGUUAUGUUAUGAUCUGUUUUGGAGUCGUAGAUGCAAUUUGUUCGAUCAUAUUCGGGUCUGUGAUGAAAUAUAUCGGAAGGAUACCACUUAUUAUUCUUGGCAUUCUCACCCACGGCGCCAUCAUCAUUGUGAUGCUCUUCUGGCGGCCGCAUCCUGACCACAUGUUCGUCUUCUUCACAUUAGCCGGACUCUGGGGCGUAGCAGAUGCCGUGUGGCAGACACAAAUCAAUGGAAUUUAUGGUGCUCUGUUCAGGAGAAACAAAGAGGCCGCCUUCUCAAACUAUCGCCUGUGGGAAUCCGCAGGUUUCGUGAUUGCCUAUGCCUAUUCAACUACACUCUGUGCCCGCAUGAAGCUCUACGUGCUUUUCUCAGUCCUCGUCCUUGGAGUCCUUGGCUGGGUGAUUGUGGAAGUGAGACACCAGCGCAAGGAGGCUCGUCUCAAGAAACUCGAGGAGGAAGCCAAGAAUCCCACCCCCAAUCCUCCCGUUGUGCCAGAAGUUUCCGAAACGGAUGACGAGCACGAUGAACUCGAAGAGGACAUUGUUGUGACACAUUUGUAGAGGCCGGAUAAAAGCCACCAAAAGGAGAAAAAAAGCCACGUGAGUGUCAUUGACACUCCAAAACCCUCCCCAAGAUUAUUAGAGAGUGAUUAGGAAUUGAUAUAGAGAAUUAAUUUAUAGGGUGCCGUAUUUUAUCAGUAUUACCUGAGAGAAAGAGAAAUACAAAAAAUCAAGAGCAUAUUUUACUUUAAAGCUGCAUUAGUCACAUUGUAAUUAAUAUUUUUAAAAUUAGUAACCUUUACAAAUAAAUUAUAUUAUUAAUUAAUUAAAAAAAAAGAUGAGGAGAAAACGGUAUACGCUGUAGUAUUCUGUCCAAAUGUGCGAAUCACGAGAGGAUUUCCUUCUUUCCUUUAUCUGAGUCGGAAUAUAUUGAUUUAUUCUCUAUUAAGUAGAUUUCUAUUCAAAAGACGCACUUGUUCACGAUGGAAAAAUAUCUGCAUGGGGAUUUUCUAAAAAUUCCCAUCAUGAUCCCAUUCCUCUGUAAAAUACAUUUAUUUGGUUGUUGACGAAGAUCUGUCCACAAGGGACAAUUAAGCAUUACUGUAGAAUAUUUAUGCCUGUUCUAUAUCAAAUAAACUACCAAAUAUCAGUUGAA
Molecule: messenger RNA, 2919 nt
Organism: Phlebotomus papatasi
Lineage: Eukaryota; Metazoa; Arthropoda; Insecta; Diptera; Psychodidae
Product: UNC93-like protein
Exons: 5
Coding region: 747-2324 (525 amino acids)
Biological process (GO): regulation of potassium ion transport; regulation of muscle contraction
Cellular component (GO): striated muscle dense body; plasma membrane
Molecular function (GO): potassium channel regulator activity
Source: RefSeq, a predicted model, not a curated record